AUGCUGUUGUCCUCUGCCUUGCUGCUCCUUCUGGGUGUGUCCCUGGGAUCAGCGUCUCCUUCUGGGAUCAGUGAUGUGACUCUGCAGCGUGGGGGAUGCCCUGCUUUCUGGUUCAGCUUUAAGGACCGCUGUUACAAGUAUGUGUCCACUCGACUGACCUGGGGAGAUGCAGAGGUCUACUGUCAGUCCCAGAACAGCAACCUGGUCUCCAUACGGGAUGAUGAAGAAAAUGAUUUUGUGAAGACUUUGAUUCAGAAUUUUGAUCACACACAAGGGAUGACUUGGAUUGGACUCAGUGACAACCACAAGGAAGGAGCAUGGAUGUGGUCUGACGGUUACCCAGUAACUUUUAACAUGUGGUUUAAAGGAGAGCCAAACAAUAGCGGUGGAAACGAACACUGUGGAGAAAUCAACGCUGGACCAAACAAAGAAUGGAAUGAUCACCCAUGUUCACUCACCUAUCCCUCUGUCUGUGCAACACGCAGAGAUAAGUGUCAGCAGCCAGUGUGA
Knipowitschia caucasica is the source of this 510-nucleotide messenger RNA. Lineage: Eukaryota; Metazoa; Chordata; Actinopteri; Gobiiformes; Gobiidae. The record is from the annotation of a GenBank genome assembly.